Molecule: messenger RNA, 525 nt
Organism: Nicotiana tabacum (common tobacco)
Lineage: Eukaryota; Viridiplantae; Streptophyta; Magnoliopsida; Solanales; Solanaceae
Source: RefSeq, a predicted model, not a curated record
AUGACAUAUCACCCGCAAACAAGUGGACAAGAUGAGGUGCCCAACAGAGAAAUAAAGCAGAUAUUAGAGAAGAGAGUGAGUUUGAAUAGGAAGGAUUGUGCUGCAAAGUUAGAUGAUGCCUUGUUGGCAUAUAUAACUGUAUACAAAAUACCAAGUGGGGCAUCCCCGUAUAAGCUUGUUUAUGGGAAUGCAUGUCACUUGCCGGUUAUACUUGAACAGAAGGCGUAUUGGGCAAUUAAAAAGUUGAAUAUGGACUUUGAAGCCGCGGGAGAGAAGAGGCUAUUCCAGUUGAAUGAGUUAGAUGAGUUCAGGCUACACUCAUAUGAAAAUGCUAAGCUUUGCAAGGAGAAAACAAAAAGGUGGCAUGACAAACGAAUCAAGCCACAUCACUUUGAACCGGGCCAAAAGGUACUAUUGUUAAAUUCUAGGCUUAAUUUGUUUCCUGGGAAGUUAAAACCGAGGUGGUCAGGUCCAUUUGAGGUGGUGAGAGUAACUCCUUAUGGUGAAUUGAGUUGCGCGCUUUAA